AUGAGAAUCACUGAUGAGAAGGAGAAGUCAUCGUUCCAUUCCUCCCCUUACAUAUAUGCUUUGAAAGCGUUGCAGGCUGCUCAAGCUGCUUUUGCAAACGAUGUACAAAGUGGACAUGCGAAAGCUACAACAUCUAGUUCUGUUUCCGUGGCGCCUAAACCAGCAGCACCAAAGGCCUCGACAUCUGGAGGUCUUUACGCGAACUAUACAACAGCAAAAGAUCUUGGGAUCGCACAAGAGGAAGAAAAAUUAGCAGCAGAGGCACUGGCUCUACAGCAAAGUCAGGGAGUGGUUGGCCAGUGGGAGGUAAUAGACGUUCCGAAGUCAUCCACCCAAAGCAACGCUACAAUACCUCAGAAGAGAUACCACCAAGAAGACGAAGAUGAGGAGGGAGAAGGGUUCCGUGUGAGGAGAAAGAAGUUAGCAGUCGGACUUGGGGAAAUAUAUGAUCCUGGACAGAUCGUUCUUGAACCAAAAGGUAAACAGAAAGAGGAGAUCAAGCCAGAGUCUAAGGAUCAACCUCAGACGUCCAUCGCCGGGCAAUCUGGGGCACCCCUUCUUUGGUCUAAAAAGCGCUGGAAGAUGGACCAGUUGGAACCUACAGGUGGCGAUGAAGCACCAGAGAAAACGGAGGCAGGAGAAGAACAAAAGGUUGAUGAUACUAUUACAAAAAAGGAGGAGUUGAAGGGAGAAGCCUCAGAAGACGGAGUAAAGAAGGAACCGCAAGAGCAACUCAUCCAAUCUGCAGCUGAAUCUAAUGAUGCUAGCGAACAAACUCAGACAGCCCCUGCAACAAGCAUGUUCAAGAAGCGAAAGGCACCCUCACAACCGGUGGGUGCCAAAAAGGGCGCGCGAAAGCAACUAUGA
Molecule: messenger RNA, 867 nt
Organism: Acaulospora colombiana
Lineage: Eukaryota; Fungi; Glomeromycota; Glomeromycetes; Diversisporales; Acaulosporaceae
Source: the annotation of a GenBank genome assembly